AUGCCCGCCGCCUCCCCCUCAUCGUCGUCGUCGUCGUCGGCUCCGGUCCGCACCACGGCCGUCACGGCACAGGGCACGCCCGUCCAGCUCGACUCGGUCGACGAUGCCCUCGCCAGCUUCCGCAACGGCGAGUUCCUCGUCGUCGUCGACGACAUGGACCGCGAGAACGAGGGCGACUUGAUCAUCGCCGCCGACAAGAUCUCGCAGCAGCAGAUGGCCUGGCUCAUCCAGCACUCGUCCGGCUACAUCUGCAUCUGCCUCCCCGCCGAGCGACUCGCCGAGCUGGACAUCAAGAUGAUGGUCGACGACAACAAGGAGAAGCACCGCACAGCCUACACCGUCACCUGCGACUACAAGCACGGCACGACGACGGGCAUCUCGGCGCACGACCGCGCAUUAACCGCCCGCAAGCUCGCCGACCAGUCGACCAAGGCCGACGACUUUACCCGGCCAGGGCAUCUCGUCCCGUUGCGCGCUGUCGAGGGCGGCACGCUCGUCCGGAGGGGACACACCGAGGCGUCGGUCGACCUGUGCCGCCUCGCCGGCCUCCCAGCAGCAGGCGUCAUCUGCGAGCUCGUCAAGCCCAACGACCCGAACGGCGACAUGGCGCGGCGCGACGACUGCUUUGCGUUUGCGCGCGAGUGGGGGCUCAAGAUGAUCAGCAUCGAGCAGAUCGAGCAGUACAGGAGGGACAAGGGCCUGUAG
Molecule: messenger RNA, 705 nt
Organism: Rhodotorula graminis WP1
Lineage: Eukaryota; Fungi; Basidiomycota; Microbotryomycetes; Sporidiobolales; Sporidiobolaceae
Exons: 4
Coding region: 1-705 (234 amino acids)
Biological process (GO): aerobic respiration; riboflavin biosynthetic process
Cellular component (GO): mitochondrial intermembrane space; cytosol
Molecular function (GO): 3,4-dihydroxy-2-butanone-4-phosphate synthase activity
Source: RefSeq, a predicted model, not a curated record